Haemonchus placei is the source of this 1827-nucleotide messenger RNA. The record is from the annotation of a GenBank genome assembly. Lineage: Eukaryota; Metazoa; Nematoda; Chromadorea; Rhabditida; Trichostrongylidae.
AUGAUUUCCGCGUUGGACUCUAGCUAUUUGCCGCCGAUCGACACGGAUGCGUCUCCGGAUAUCCAACUUCGAGCCAUCGGACGUCGUAAGGAAGCCAUCACUAUGGCAAGGAAUGGAGUCGAGAAGGCCUCGGGAACUCUUAGAUCGCGUUAUCAAGCCUUGUUGUUGUUUGUUCGUACUCAGGAUCAGGAGGAAGUCGUCCGCGAUGCCGAUCAAUUUUGGAUCGACCAGCAAGGAGACCAACUCCUUGAUCAAGCUCAGGAUACCAUCAUGGAACUUGACGCUCAGCUCAUCGCGGCCCUUAACACUCAGACUUCUCUCCUGUCACAACUUCAGAAGGACUCGACUACAGCUAUAAGUUCCUUGGCUGUAACGGAUUCACCACGUUCCGUCAGCGAAGUACCAUCCCAAGGAAAUCAGGAUUCUCCUACUCAGACGAGCCCCCUAACUCCAUCACAGGGGAUCGUUCCUCAGCUGUCGCAGCCGAUUCAACUUCGACGUGUUGAGUUACCCACCUUCGACGGAGAUAUCACUCAGUACCACGACUUCUGGAGUAGGUUCCGUACGGCAGUUCACGAUAACGACGCCUUUUCGCCAGUCACCAAGUUCAUCUACUUGACGAACUCGCUUAAAGGAAGAAGUGCUGCGUUGAUGAUCCAAGGCUACGAUCCAUCUCAGCCGGAUAAUUAUCGCCUAGCCAUUGAAGCUCUUCGUAGGAGAUACGAUCGUCCUCAGUAUACUCACCAUCUAUUCCAUCAUAAGUUGGAGCAGCUUCAACCGUCGUCGUCGUCAGCUACAAGUCAGCGAGAUACCCUAUGCCAGAUUCAGUCGUUCAUCCUCCAACUCAAUCGAUAUGAGGAUACAUCUACGUCGUUAGCUCUCAUGAAGUUGAUUCGUAAGAAGUUUCCGAAGGAGACUCAACUAGAAGUGAACAAGUUGGAACAUCGAUCGAAUAAGACAUGGACCCUACCGGAACUUCUGGACGGAUUAAACGAAGUCAUUGAGGAAUACGAGAAGUUGGACGACUACCUUCCAACUAAGUCUGCUUCGGAGUUUAACAUCGCUCCUGUUUCCACUCCCCGCUCCAGGUCUCCAACACCGGAGCCACGUUACGAUCCAAGGACGUGUUGCUUCUGUUACUCACCUAACCAUCGUUCCACUCGCUGCCAUCAUUACAUGCCUGUAGCAAGUCGUCGUAUUAUCGCUAACGUCUUUCGUCUUUGUUGGAAAUGUCUUCGUCACGGACAUACCAGCUCCUUCUGUGACUACCCUAAUUGCCCCUCUUGCAGAGGCAAUCACCAUCAUAUGCUCUGCUCACGUUCAGCCCGACGACAUUACCGAUCAUCCUCGCCAGGGAGUCGUUACCAUUCCCAUCGAUCGCGCUCUGUCUCAAGAAGUUCGUCACGUAGCCACGAAAGAAGUCCAUCUUAUGAUAGGAGAUACUCACGAUCACUGUCUCGUUCCAGUUCCUACUCGCCCAGACGAUCCUAUGAUAGAAGUCCAUCUCCGCGUCAUAGAGGAUCUUAUAGGAGGGAACGUACACAACACCAUACGGUUCGCUUCAGAUCUCCAGUACGUGAUACCAUCCCUUCUCGCGAGAACAGUGCUGAAAGAGAACGACAUCAGGGUCGAGAUUCGCCGGUCUACGUUGCAGCCAACUCAGACGAAGAAUACGACGAUCUCAUUCGACAUCUCAAGGAUCCGUCCGACACGCAAGUCUGCACCACUUUGGACCAUUCCACCUCGUCCAGUCUCAUGACAGUGGAAGCACUAGCUGUCGACCAUCAGUCCAAGACUCCAACUCCAGUGAUUCUUCUGUUGGACACA